AUUCCUAUCUGUCUCCGCUAUUAUCUCCACGACAGACUGUAUGAAAGACCCAAGCUGGAUGAUAGUUGUUGUCAUUCACAAAUGGCUAAUUAAAUCCUUUCCUAAAUAUGAAUCACAUGGCCUCAUUAUAAAACCUGGACACAUGAGAAGUUCAAGG
This is a messenger RNA of Trichobilharzia regenti, 157 nucleotides long. Lineage: Eukaryota; Metazoa; Platyhelminthes; Trematoda; Strigeidida; Schistosomatidae. The record is from the annotation of a GenBank genome assembly.